This is a messenger RNA of Alexandromys fortis (reed vole), 489 nucleotides long. It is a transcript of the gene Il2, whose product is annotated as interleukin 2. Gene Ontology annotation, molecular function: interleukin-2 receptor binding; growth factor activity. The transcript has 4 exons. Gene Ontology annotation, biological process: immune response. The record is from RefSeq and is a predicted model, not a curated record. Lineage: Eukaryota; Metazoa; Chordata; Mammalia; Rodentia; Cricetidae. Bases 22 to 489 code for a protein of 155 amino acids. Gene Ontology annotation, cellular component: extracellular region.
GUGACCUCAAGUACUGCAGGCAUGUACAACAUGCAGCUUGCAUCCUGUGUUGUACUGACGCUCGCACUCCUCGUCAACAGCGCGCCCACUCCAAGCUCUACAAAGGAAACACAGCAGCACCUCACGCAGUUAUUGCUGGACUUACAGAUGCUUCUGAGAGGGAUCAAUAAUGACAGGAAUCCGAAACUCCCCAUGAUGCUCACGUUUAAAUUUUACAUGCCCAAGAAGGCCACAGAACUAAAACAUCUUCACUGCCUAGAAGAAGAGCUUGGGGCUCUGCAGAGUGUGCUGGAUUUGGCUCAGAGCAAAAGCUUUCACUUGAAAGAUGCUGAGAAUUUCAUCAGCAACAUCAGAGUAACAGUUGGGAAACUGAAGGGCUCUGAGAACACAUCCUCGUGUGAAUUCGAUGAUGAGACGGUAACUGUGGUGGAAUUUCUGAGCAGAUGGAUCACCUUCUGUCAAAGCAUCAUCGCAACAAUGACUCAAUAA